AACGUAGUAUUUCUAACUAGUCUGUGGCUGUAUGGAUAAAAUUGGAUAAAAUCCAAGGCCGAUAAACUAAAAAAAAUGUUAUUUUGAGGUUAUCUUUCGAAGGCAAUCUGUGAUUUAUUUUAUUUUUGAUUAAAUUAAAUAAUUAGUUAUUUAAAUAUGAGUCAAAAGCUAAAGAAUUUGAAAUGGGAAUCUGUAGCUUUAGAAGGAUUUCCAGUGUCACUUACUGACAAAUUUCAAGGGUUUGUCGGUCUGGAAGAAUGUAUCAAUUACGGUUUGGAUAAAGAGACGAAAAAGAGUAAAAAGCAAAAAUCAAAGAAAAAAAGGAAAAACGAAAACAUAGUGGAUGAAAUACCACACAAAAAAGCAAAAUCUCGCAAAGAUACUCUCAAGCUUAGCAAUGGAUUUCUGGUAGAGUCAUGUGACACAAUCACUCCCUCACUUACCAAUGAAAUGCUCUUACCACUUAACAAUAAUACAACUGUUAAAAAUAAUAUAAACAAAACUUAUAAUGUGGAUUCAAGUAAACCCAAAGUAAAACAAAAUAAAAUUAACACAAAAAAGAAACCUAAGUUAGGUGAAAAUGUGAGUGAAACUGUGUCAGAUUUAACUCCAGAAGACAUGCUGACUUGGGCAGAGUUUAAACUGCAAGAGCCAAUAAUGAGAGCAUUGAUGGAACUUGGAUUUAAGAAACCUACCAAAAUUCAAGAAUUGUCAUUGCCUGCAGCUAUUCAUGGUCGCAGGGACAUUUUGGGUGCUGCGGAAACGGGUAGUGGCAAAACACUAGCUUUUGGUCUUCCAAUCCUCUCUGGAAUCAUGAAACUAAAAGAAAAGGCUGAAAUGGGUCUUGAUGUGUACGAGUUGCCUUACAAGAAGACUUCUGUUAAAAAGAAACAAAAAGCAAUUAUAGUUCCAGUUAAAAAAGUUAAAUACAAGAAUAAUAACAAGAAAAAAGCUGAGAUUGAACAAAAUGGUAAAGAGUCCUCAGAGGAUGGUUAUGGGACUGAUGAGGAAGCGGAUAAAAGUGAAUGUAAUCUAAAAGUUAAAGAAUAUAGUACAAAAACCCAAUUAUCUAAAGAAAAUCAAAACAAAAUAGAUAAAAAGGCAAAGAAAAUAUGUAAAAAAUUGAUUGAUGAUAAUGAUGAUUAUAUAGAGGAAUUUGAUGUACCUAUAAAAAAGAAAAAGCCAUCUGUUGAUUCAUCAAUAGCUGAAGGUAAUGAUAAUGAUGAUAGUGACAACUAUGUACAUCUAUCUGAGAUGAUUGAUUCUGACGAUUUAGCUGAAACAAGUGAUGCAAGUGAAACUGACAGUAAUUCAGAGUCAGAAGAUGAUGGAGACAAAGAAUCUGAUAAUGUAGAUGAGAGUGAAGUUGAAAAUGAUAAUGUAUUAAGUGAAGAUGAUGAAAGUAAUAAAAGCAAUGAUGAUGAAGAAUUAAAUGAAGAUGAACAAGGGAUUGGCUGUGUUAAAGUGAUAGAUGACAUAGAAAUGCCAGGGCAUGUUGUAGUCAAAACGGGAAAGCCUCUCUAUGCAUUGAUAUUGACUCCAACACGAGAGCUGGCAAUGCAAAUUAGCAGGCAUUUAAUAGCUGUUGCCAAAUAUACAGGUAUUAAGGUAGCCACCAUAGUGGGCGGUAUGGCGGUUGUUAAACAAGAGCGGGUGCUUCGUUCCGGGCCCGAGGUGGUGGUGGCCACUCCUGGGAGACUGUGGGAGCUGAUACUGCAGGGGCAGCCGCAUCUGCAGCAAUUGGACAGCGUUAAGUUCUUGGCCAUAGACGAAACGGACCGUAUGAUCGAGCGCGGCCAUUUUGAAGAGCUACACCCCCUAUUAGAGCGGUUGAAUGCGGACGAAGACAGGAAGGGGGCGCGGCAGAACUUUGUGUUCUCGGCAACAUUAACUAUGGUGCACGACCUGCCCUCGCAUAUGAAGGGGAAAAAGGUAACGAAACGAGGCAAGAUCAUAAACAGAAGGAUCGAAAAGAUGACGCCGCAGCAGAAGGUGAAGCGGCUUAUCGACAUGAUCGGCAUGACGGAGCCGAAAGUCGUUGACAUCACUGCACAGAACUUGGGUACUGCUGAAACAUUGACCGAGAGUCGUAUAGCUUGCUCGCUCGAACAAAAAGACGCCUACUUGUACUACAUUAUCAAGAGGCAUCCGGGAAGGACUAUCGUGUUCUGCAACUCUAUUGGGAGCGUCAGAAGAUUAGCACAACUGUUGACUUUACUCAAGUGCAGUCCGCUACCUCUUCAUGCGAGUAUGCCUCAAAGGCAACGACUCAAGAACUUGGAAAGGUUCCGCGACGACCCGCAUGGAGUGUUAGUGGCGACGGAUGUAGCAGCGAGAGGAUUGGACAUACCCAACGUUGACCACGUCGUACAUUACCAAGUGCCGAAAACUGCAGAGAACUACGUACACAGAAGCGGUCGAACUGCGCGAGCGACUAAAGAAGGUCUCACUAUACUUAUGAUGGAACCCUCCGAGGCCUAUAACUACGCUAAACUGUGCAGGACUCUCAAUAAGACGACAGAACUGCCAACAUUCCCCGUGUCUGCGCAAUGUCUCUCGUCGUUCAAAGAGUUGGUCUCGUUGGCUCGAACCCUGGACGGCUUACUGCUGAAGAAGAGACGCGCCACCCAGUCCUCGGGGUGGAGGGAGAAAGCAGCCAGGGAGAUGGACAUGAUCAUCGACGACGACGACUUACCAGUGAAGCACGUUGACCCUUCCAUAGACAAGGAGCUGCAAGUGCGGAAGAGGCAGCUCGAGUCUAUGCUCUCCAGACCCAUGUUCCCGAAAGGAUUUUCCUUCAAAUAUCCCACUUUGAACAAUUCUACAGUGUUUAAUACUACAGAGGAGAACGCUUUGCAGGUGAUGAAAAAAGCUUUAGAAUCGGGAGAACUGAAGAAGGAGAAGCGAAAAAGCAAAAAUGCACCACUCUUGAAAUUACAAAGAGAUUAGAUGUAUACUUAUAAAAAAUGUAUGUUUGUGUACAAAUAUAUUUUUGAAUUAAUAAAAAUUGUUGCAUAA
Molecule: messenger RNA, 3018 nt
Organism: Chilo suppressalis (striped riceborer)
Lineage: Eukaryota; Metazoa; Arthropoda; Insecta; Lepidoptera; Crambidae
Source: the annotation of a GenBank genome assembly